AUGACAUAUUAUCGACCCCUUCACGUUUUCCCAUUACCUCCUACCCCCUACGACCCUCAACCAUGGCCAACAGCACUCACCGUCGACCCCACGUCAGAUCUACUUUGGGUCGGUUCAUCCUCCGGACUCGUAUCGGCAUUAUGCUCCCCUCUUUCGCUUCACAGGAAUGUACAAUUCCCCGUGGUCUCAACACCUCCGGGAAUGUAUAGAUUACCGAUCAAUGAAGAAGUCAAGGAGAUCAGAAUGACAGAGAGGGAUGUUUGGACGUUGACUUUGGGUGGGAUGACAGGGAGGAAACGUGGUGGACAACCAAAGUGGAUCGUAGAGGACAAGUUGAAGACGUUAAACACUAUGACUCCGAACCCUAUCAACAGCCAUGAGGUCUUAGCUGGGGGAAGUGGACAAAUGUUACUUGCCAAUGCCAGUCGAGGAGAAGUAGUCCGUUAUUAUGACACUCCAAGUCCCACGGUUAAACUAUUCUCACAAGCUCGAAACGUCGUUUGCGCUUCACUCUCCGGCCAAGUGAAUAUCCUCGAUCCCAGAACAGGUUUCAAACCCAUGGUAGGGAGUAAACCCUUUCAAGCCCACACAGGAGGAUUGAGCGGAGCGGAUCUUCAAGGUAAUUUAGUCGCAACGUGGGGAUGGACACAUAGACAAGGACAUCCCUUAUCUGAUACCUUUGUCAGGGUUUAUGACGUCCGAACACUUCGUUCCCUCCCCCCUGUGACGUUCCCCGAAGGAGCGGCAUUUUGUCUUUUACAUCCUACCGACCCUAUGAAAAUGGUCGUUACUUCCCAACAAGGUUUCAUGCAGAAUGUCGACACCAGUCAAGGACCCCAAAGUACUACAUUCCAACCUCUCAAUGUUGGUUCUUUCGUCACUUCGAUGGCUCUCAGUCCGAUGGGUGAUUACUUGGUAUUUGGAGAAGGAAAUGGGAAUUUACAUCUUUGGACUACACACGACAUCAGUGAACAUGCUCCCAGAAGUGAAGAUGGACAAUGGUAUCUCCCACCUUUCAAUGGGUUCGAUGGUACUACUCCCGAAUGGCCAGAUGAUGCAGAACCCCCUCCUAUGAUUUUAUGGACAGAUGACACUCCCCUCAACCUCGUUGGAAUGCCGGUUUAUACCGAACCACUUCUCUCCAACUUUCCACCCGCCGAUUAUGCCACAGAUUAUUCUCCUUUUUACAAUUCUCUCGAACCUAUCCCCGAUAACAUUCAAGCCAAGCUACAUCUUCAAGACGGAACGCUAUGGGCACGUCUCGGUCCAGAGGAUAAAGGUAUUAGUCGUCUCAAAUUACGCCCUAUCGCUGGUGGCCCGACUGCAGCCAAGCACAGGAGAGAUAGACGUCAAUCCGCACCUCGUUUUCGUUCAGAACGUCGGACAAAAGAUAAUGUGUUUUUCGAGGAUGACGAGGAAGUCGAUCUUGACACAGUACCUAAAUAUUUCAAAAAGGUGGAAAUCAAAUAUUCAAAGUUCGGUGUGGAGGAUUUCGAUUUUGCAUACUAUAACGAUACUUCCUUUUCGGGUCUCGAAACGGACAUUCUCAAUUCAUACACCAACGCCCUUCUACAAGCUCUUCAUUACACUAUACCGGUCAGAGCUGUGGCGAAAGCACAUAUUUGUGUGGACUGCAAGAAAGAACAUUGUUUACUGUGCGAAGCGGGCUUUCUCUUCAGGAUGCUAGAAGAUGCCAAGGGUAUCAAUUGUCAAGCUAGCAACUUUUCCAGAGCGUUCAGUGCCACACCGCAAGCUGUUGCUUUAGGUCUUUUGGAGGAAAAUACCAGUAGCAAGUCGACUUCGGCUUAUGGAAAUAUGAUACAGAACUUUAAUCGAUGGCUCUUAUCUACGUUUAGUACGGAAUCCAUCGUGGAAGGAAAGACAUUUGAUCUCUUGCCGAAAACCCUCGCCGAUCUCAGUCUUGGUGACAGAAACAAUGUAGACGGACCAAAUUCCGUCAUGUCUGCCAUCGAUCAAAUUGUUGGUGUCAAAGUCAGGACUACCAGUACAUGCGCCGCUUGCGGAUAUGUCACAGAGAGGGAUUCAACAUUGCAAGCGGUUGAUCUACAAUAUCCCAAAAAUUCUGAUGAUGUAUCCUUCUCUGAAAUCUUAGCAUCCUCUGUCAGUCGGGAUACACUACACAAAGCUUCUUGCCUCAACUGCAAACAAUUCGCUCGACUGAAUAUCUCCCGUCGUUUGGCACACGGUAUUACAUCCCUACCGCCUGUCUUGUCAGUCAAUGCUAAGGUCACCUCUCCAGCAAUCUUCGAUAUAUGGAAAGAUCAUCCUGAUCAGGAACCUUUCCUCCCCACCGUGCUAUCCAUCAUUGUAGGGUCUGACGGAGACAUGUUUGCCGGAGACGGACCGGAAGCAGUCGCUUAUCAACUGAGGUCGCUGGUCAUACAGGUACAAGACACACUAGAUGCACCUUCCCACCUCGUAGCUUUUGCAAAAAUCGAUGCGGACGACGAUAGUGACGGGGGUUGGGUAAUGUUCAACGACUUUGUGGUACGACCCAUAUCGGAAGAAACCGUGUUUUCUUUCCCUGCCGACUGGAAGACACCGGCCGUGUGCAUAUUUGAAAGGGUGGAUGUGAACCAAAGCUUGGACUUGAGCGUUUUGCCCAAGACUUUGGAUCUUCGCUCUCUGCUGGACGAUGUCUCCAUGGCUAGACAUCGUCGUGAUGACGAGAUUAAGCAUGUCAUCCUCAGUCCAGACGAGAUGCCCAAGCCGGGCACGACCAUCGCUAUCGACGCCGAGUUUGUCCUCCUUCAACCUGAAGAAAUGGAAUUCCGGUCAGAUGGAACGAAAAAUGUCCUUCGUCCUUCGCACAUGUCCCUCGCUCGAGUGUCAGUACUUCGUGGUGAAGGACAGAAGGAGACGAUACCUUUCAUCGAUGACUAUAUCCACACAAAGGAAGUCGUCGUGGAUUACCUGACAGAGUUUUCCGGCAUUCAAAGCGGUGAUUUAGACCCAGAACUCUCACCUCAUACGCUUGUCCCUCUCAAAGUGGCUUACAAGAAACUCCGAUUACUCGUAGAUAUGGGCUGUGUGUUCGUGGGACACGGAUUAGCGAAAGAUUUCCGUACCAUCAACAUCUUCGUCCCCCCAUCUCAAGUUAUGGACACUGUCAACCUCUUCGUACUUCCCAAACGACAACGCAAAUUGUCAUUGCGAUUCUUAUCUUGGUAUCUACUACAAAAAGAUAUACAGACAAGUACUCACGAUUCCAUCGAAGAUGCCGAAUACGCUUUGUUGCUGUAUAAGCUGUAUCGGAAAUAUCAGAAGGCAGGCAAAUUUGAAGAACUGAUGGAGGAUAUCUUCAGCAAUGGAGCAAAAUAUGUGAGUUUUCUUCUCAUCCUCAUUUGA
Messenger RNA from Tremella mesenterica DSM 1558, 3369 nucleotides. RefSeq lists its product as uncharacterized. Gene Ontology annotation, cellular component: PAN complex; P-body. The transcript is spliced from 14 exons. NCBI's taxonomy places the organism in Eukaryota, Fungi, Basidiomycota, Tremellomycetes, Tremellales, Tremellaceae. Gene Ontology annotation, molecular function: protein binding; poly(A)-specific ribonuclease activity; nucleic acid binding. Gene Ontology annotation, biological process: mRNA processing; nuclear-transcribed mRNA poly(A) tail shortening. The coding region runs from base 1 to 3369 and encodes 1122 amino acids. The record is from RefSeq and is a predicted model, not a curated record.